This is a messenger RNA of Physella acuta, 825 nucleotides long. RefSeq lists its product as uncharacterized. Gene Ontology annotation, cellular component: box C/D methylation guide snoRNP complex; small-subunit processome. The record is from RefSeq and is a predicted model, not a curated record. Lineage: Eukaryota; Metazoa; Mollusca; Gastropoda; Physidae. Gene Ontology annotation, molecular function: snoRNA binding.
AUGGCCAUAAAUAAUGACAUUAAAAAUACAGUGAUAAAGCUAGGAGAGAAGUUGAGAGAACUUGCUAGCUACAAAGUGGACUACAUUAGCAUAGCAAGUAAGUUAUCAAAUUUUAGAGCUACAAUAUUAGCAUCUCAGUCCUUGAUCACAUCAGAAGCAAAUCAUUGCGUCGCCACCAACAUGAAAGCUCUAGCUACUGUCCCACUUACAGAAGACCUAAUCAACCAGAGACGCAAUCUAGGCAACAAGUCAACAGAGUGGAGAACUAGGUCAAGGGCAGCUGAGCAGAAGGUAACUUUAAUCCAGUAUCAAGUUCAUAGUCUUUUUAAAGAUACUAAUGAGACUUUAAUCAUAGUUAAAGACUGUGAUGUCAAGAUAGCAGGAUCGAAACAAAAAUGUUUUGACUCCAGAGCCAGAGCUGAGCAGAAGAGCCAGAGCCAACGUGCAAAAAAUAAAAGACGUAUUUCCAGAUACCUAGCAAAUAAGUGUACCAUAGCAUCUAGGGUUGACAAUUUGUCAGACAUCCCAACUGCAGUGAUUGGUGAGCGUUUAAAUCAGCAAGUUGAAGACAGGCUGAAGUUCUAUGAAACUGGAGAAAAUCCUGCCAAAAAUAUAGAUGUCAUGAAGAUAGCUGUAGAAGAAAAUGGGGAAGAUGAGCCAGUGAAGAAGAAGAAAAAGAAGAAGAGCAAGGAAGAGAAUGGUGAGAGUGUAGUUACUGAGGUGGAUACAAGUGUUGGCUCUGAACUUGAUAAAACUGUUGAUGGGGAGAAGAAAGCAAAAAAGAGCAAAAAACAAAAGAAAAAGGAGAAGGACGGAGAUAACUAA